Molecule: messenger RNA, 8417 nt
Organism: Poecile atricapillus (Black-capped chickadee)
Lineage: Eukaryota; Metazoa; Chordata; Aves; Passeriformes; Paridae
Gene: TPCN2
Product: two pore segment channel 2
Exons: 25
Coding region: 49-2289 (746 amino acids)
Biological process (GO): monoatomic ion transport; transmembrane transport
Cellular component (GO): lysosomal membrane
Molecular function (GO): monoatomic ion channel activity; voltage-gated channel activity
Source: RefSeq, a predicted model, not a curated record
CCAUCGCAGUUCGGCGGCGGCGCGGCGGGAGUGCGGUCGGUGGUGCCGAUGGAGGCCGGCGCUGAGGCGGAGCCGCUGCUGCCCCCACGGCGCUGGCGGGCGGGCCGGGGGCUGUGGCGGGAGCGCGGCGGUGCCCGCUCAGCCGCCGAGGACGUUGCUGGCGCUGAUAAUAACCUUUAUAUAAACCAAGCCAUAGUAUUUAUUGAAGAUGCAAUACAAUAUCGAUCCAUAAAUCACCGUGUCGACUCCAAAUCCCUGUGGCUUUAUCGAUGGUACUAUUCCAGGACUUGCCAGUGGAUUUUGAGCUUAACCAUUACUGUCAUCUUGGCUUUGGCUUUCAUUGAAGAGCCUUCCUCGCUUACUGUCACGUCAGAUGUGCGAUACCGCCUUCCUGCCUGGAAUCCUCCCUGUGGCCUCACAGAGAGCAUUGAGCUGCUCUGCUUCCUUGUGUUCGUGGUUGAUAUAUCUGUGAAGAGUUACUUAAUUGGAUGGAAAGAGUUCUGGAAAAAUAAAUGGCUAAUGGCUUAUAUACUGACGUUGAUUGUUUCCCUUGCUGACUGGAUCGUGUCACUGAGUUUUUUAUGCAAAGAGAGUGUGAGAAUAAGAAGACUCCUUCGCCCCUUCUUUCUUCUCCAGAAUUCUUCUAUGAUGAAGAAAACGUUAAAAAGUAUCAACAGCACAUUGCCUGAAAUGGCAAGUGUUGUUCUGCUACUGGCUGUUCAUCUGUCUCUCUUCACCAUGUUUGCCAUGCUGCUCUUUGCUCGAACAAAGGAUAAUCAGCAGGAUAAGGAAUGGGCGGUGUAUUUCCGGAAUUUGCCAGAUUCCCUGACAUCACUGCUGGUCCUGCUGACUACUGCAAAUAAUCCUGAUGUAAUGAUACCUGCAUAUUCUAAGAAUCGAGCAUAUUCAAUCUUCUUCAUCCUCUUCACUGUAUUGGGCAACUUGUUUUUGAUGAAUUUGCUUACAGCAAUAAUAUACAACCAGUUUCGAGGGUACCUUCUGAAAUCAGUUCAGUCCUCCCUCUUCAGGAGGCGGCUGGGAAUCCGGGCUGCGUUUGAGGUGCUGUCUUCUCUGAAAGAGACUCCUGCACAACAGUCCUGUGUCAGUGUUGGGGCCUUACUACAGGUGCUACAGAAAGCUGAGAUGGAUUCUCGCUGCAAGCAAGCCAUCAUGAGAUCGCUCAAAAUGUGCUCCUGUGACCAGCUGUCAGCUGCCCAGUUCCAGAAGCUCUUUGAAGAACUAGACAAAGAUGCCAUUAAGCAACACCCUCCCAGUCCAGAGUAUCAAUCCCAUUUUAUGCAGAAAAUGCAGUUUGCCUUUGGCCAUGCCUACUUUGGCUACCUGGGGAAUGUAGUAGCCCUGGCAAACAUUAUUUCUAUUUGUGUGGUUUUGGUGAUGGAUGCAGAUAAGCAGCCAUCGGAAAGAGAUGACUUCUUCCUCGGGGCUAUCAACUGCUUCUUCAUCCUAUACUAUCUGCUGGAAAUGUUGCUGAAAAUCUUAGCAAUGGGCUUGAAAAGAUACUUGUCUUAUCCAAGCAAUAGAUUUGAUGGACUUCUGACUGUAAUUUUGCUGAUUCUGGAGAUUGCAACUUUUGCUGUGUAUGGAUUUCCUCACCCUGGCUGGAGACCUGAGUUCAUGGGCUUGUUAUCCCUGUGGGAUAUGGUGAGGCUGGUGAACAUGUUAAUUGUGUUCAGGUUCCUGCGGAUUAUCCCGAACAUGAAGUUCAUGGCUUUGGUUGUUACUACACUGCUGGAUCUGGUGAAAAACUUAAGAGCCUUUGCAGGAAUCCUUGUGGUGGUUUUCUAUGCAUUUGCUAUAACUGGCAUAAUGCUCUUUAGAGGUGCUGUUGUUCCCUUGGGAAAUACUAGUGCUGCCAACACAACACAUGACAAUGGCACUCUGCAGUGUGGGACCUAUGAACAGCUGGAAUAUUGGCCCAACAACUUUGAUGACUUUGCUGCAGCAGUGGUGACCCUCUGGAAUGUGAUGGUGGUGAACAACUGGCAAGUUUUUUUGGAUGCAUUUUCAAGAUAUUCAAGUCCGUGGGCAAAGAUCUAUUUUGUAGCCUGGUGGUUGAUUUCCUCUGUCAUCUGGGUUAAUCUCUUCGUAGCUUUACUCCUGGAGAACUUUAUUCACAAGUGGGACCGUCGCUGCCAGCGAGAGUCUCUUUUAGAUAUUGAAUACCAGAGGACAGUUGAGCUCAUGUUCAGAGAUGUUUUGGAAGAACCUACAGAGGAGGAGUUGAUGGAAAAACUGCACCAACACCCACACCUGCAUUUGUGUAGGUGACUGGUGGGAAGGACUGAUUUAUUUAGACCUCUGUUUUCUUGAGGUUGUUAGCUGCAAGAAACUGAAUGGAUUUUCUGUGAGAUGCUGUUAGGAGAGGGGCUUAUAGGACAUGAUGUGAGGUUUUGCUUGGGAAUUCUCUGCAGAAAGGUUUUUUAUUUUGGGUUCAUAUCUUUUUUUGAAAAAGAUUUGAAUCUUGCUAACUUGAUUUUAAGUUGCAAUUUUAGAAGGAGUAUUGCAGCUGUUAUUUUUAUAGGUUGUUGAUAUCAGAUGGUUUUAUUUACUUUUUUUUAAUAGGGACAGUCUGUUUAAAAUGACAGUGCACUUUAAAACAUGAACUUUGUAACCACUAAGCCUGCUACUUUUUUCAGCACAAGAAAAUGGAGCUGCCUUUUCUGGCAGGCGAGUGUGGCAAGGGCUAUGCCGUGCAAUUCGCGAAUGGAUUAGGCAGGACCAGAGCAAAAUCCUUAAUAUUCUCGUAGUGAGAGCUGAAACACUAUUUUUAUUGUAAUGUGACACCAGCAUAUCUUACCAAAUUUUGGGAGUUAAUCAUGUCAGAACACAAUCAAUUCCAGCUUAGUAACAGGGACUGCCUGCUUUGCACAUCCUGUUUUUCUUUGCUUUCUAUAGGGGAGGGUUCAUGCUGGUUAUGCCAUUCUGGUCACUGAGAGCAGUUAGAACCUGGACUGGAGCAAUUGCACUCGUGGUUUUCAAUGUGGUAAAACUGAGCUCUCUUUCAAUAGAGUCAAUAUUCUGAUGUUGCUGUUUACUGAACUUCUUCCUUUUACUUUCUUCCAAGUCCUCUUCCUGGUGUUGUAUUCCAUGAAAAAGCUAAUGGGAGUGAACUUUGGCUGGAAUGUUGUCCCAUGAUCACUGGAGUCACCUACUUAAAGGGGGAAGGGGAAAAAAAAAAGGUUGAAUGGGACAAUCAAAGUGCUUAACACUUGAAAUUUUAAUUUGAGCCUCUGGGAAUUGAAGGUGCUCAACUAGUAUUGCAGGAUCACAUUCUUUUAUGGCUUAAUGACCACAUGUUGUGCUCCACUAACUUUCACCUGGGUAAAACUUUUUGGGUAAAUAAGUUUCUCAACAAGUCCAAAGUGGAGGAUUCACAGUAAGCUGUGUCCACAUGCUUUUUGUUAUCCUUUAGAGUUCCUUUGAAAAGGUUUUUUUGCUUAAAUCUCUGUCACAUAACUAGUAAACUGCUAUGAAGAAUAGAAUCUACCACAAUUACUGUUUUUAUAUGUAAAAAUGAAACUGCCCUAUGGGGCACUGCCUUCUCAUUGAGACACUUGUCACCAAAAUAGACAUUACUGUGGUCAUCUCUGUAUUGACAAAAGCUUGGGGGAGAUAAUUGCCUACUAUUUAUAAGUCCCUUGAUUCUUUUUUUAGUUAAAAAAUGUUUUUCAAAAGUGCCAAGAAGUCAUCAUCUGUACCUUUCCUUGUCGUUUUUCAUCAUUUGCCAUUUCUCUCUGUCCUACAUGAAGGACAGCAAAAUAUCCAGGAUGAUGGUGUAUUUGAGGUCAAAACCAUAUUUUUGCCUUGUCUCAGUAACUGUUCAGAAGUUACUUAAUUAUUCUUGUCUGUUUCUUUACCUUUUUGCUUUUAUUUUCUCUGUGCUGUGGAGCAAAAUGUGUUGUGGCUUUCAUAUGUGUAGAACAAAAGUGAGCUGAGUUCUGAGCUACUCCUGCAGUCUUUCUUUACUGCUGUAAUCCUGCCUCUUAUGUCAUGCCCUUGUCUGUGUGCAGUCUCUUGUCUCUUAGGCCACCCAGUAACUCACUUGCUCUGGUUUCAGUGGCAUCAUCAUGCUUAUUUUCAGUCAUGCACUUAAAACACUCAUCAUGGCAAGCUGAUAAAGGCAUCAGCACAUGGUUUUUCUAGUUUUGAGUUUGUUCUGUUCAUAUGGCUUCAUGUCAGGAUGGUUUCUGUUCCUUCUAGCAUGAUGUAGUCACUGCCACCAAUAUACUGGGACUUAUUACACAGUGGUUAAACACUCUUGUUUUACCUUUUUACUGAAAAAGAAAAAAUUUUUUUUGUUUUCCAUUUUAAUGAAUACUUGAAGUAGCUUUGCCUUGCCAAAAAUGAAGUGUCUGGUUCUUAUCAGCCUAUAAGUUUGAUUAAUUUUUUUGGCUUCUUAAUGUUCUUCGGUGUUUUGUGGUUGAUUUUUUUUUUUUUUUGCCAUUACAUUACACUACAAUCUAUGAAAGCAACACAAAUUGGUGUGGGAUUACCAUAAACAUCACAACUGUCUCCAUUAUGCCAUGUUUACAUCUGGACUAAUGUGGAGAAGGCAUUCUGAAGGGAAUAGUCUGUCUUGUUCUUGUUUCACACUUGUGUAAUUGACUGAAAGUGUAACUAGAAUUUAAUACAAAAUUGUGCUACCUAAUGUCACUUGAACUGGAAGAUGUAAAUAACCACAAAUCUUAUGCAAAAAUUGUAUAAAUCAUGGAAAUGAAUGUUCAUCAUUAGGUAAAAUUUGAGGUUUACAUUGUUAUAAAAAGUCUUUUCUUCUUGAUCCAUGAAAAUAAUUGGGGUGUUGAAAUUAUUUUUGUGGUAUGUUUUUGCCUUUCCCUUCCUACUGAUUUCUGCAGUGCUGGACAUCUCUGUUUCCAUUGUUUUUGCCACCUAAAAGCUGGGCCCAUGGAGGAGUUUACAUGCAAGUAGGAUAUAAAUGCUUGGUUUCAAAAUGCAGAUCUAAAGGAUGCUGCUCUGAUAAUUUUCCAGUUCUAGGGGCACAUAGCAUCCUCUUUAGGUACUUGGCAUACUCAGUUUUUAAGGUGAAACCUCAUUGGAACUGAGCAUUGAUGGUUUUGAGCAGGUUGAUUUUCAUUUGCGUUUCCAUCUCUACAAACCACAAUACAAAGGUAUUCCUUCAUCUCUUUUCCCCAAGACAUCAGUGGAAAAGCAUUCUCAUAGCAUUUCAGCUGGGGCAGAUUUUGCACGUAAUUUAGCUGAGGCCAUUCUUUGGUAGCAUGUUCUGGUUUAGAAGAUGGAGGGGUUUUAUUAAGGACAGAACAAAAUCAGUUCUGGAACAAGGUGAUGUCUGACAAUGGUUGUUGCAGGUGCUUGGGUGGAGCAUGUGAAAGCCAAAGCAAAGAGAAGAUCACUUUGUGUUAUUAAAUCAGGAUCAGAUUUUUCUAGCUUCUGAAGGAAGACCUUAAUCACCUAAUUAAGGCUAACUUGACAUUAUGCAUGUUUGUGGUUUUUUUCCUUCCUGAUUUGCUCUGAAUUUUUGUUGCUUUAAGAUUUAGGAGUGGAGGGAGAGGAAGGUUUCAACUGAAGUUGAAUCUUGAUUGAUUCUUUUAGUAAAAGUACAAAAAUACAGUGAUGAACCUCACAGGCACACUCAGCUAUGAACUUGAAACAUUCUGGGGAAUAUUGCUUUGCAUCCCUCCAACACUUACUAAAAUGCAGAAAAAAAAAGGACAUAUGAAGCUAGAAGACAAAAGAUGGUCUAUAGGAAAAUGAUACAGGGUAUAGAUUAGUUACCUUCACAUUUCAGAGCUAUCUCUUACCUUGCUAGAUGGUUUAUCUUUUCACCUGCCUGUAUAAUAGGCGCGGAGCAGGGUGUUACCACAGCAUUUGCAGUUUAACAUUUUGCUUUUGUCAGAUCCAGUGAUUCCAGUGCUUUGUCUUGGGGUUUUAUUGAAAACAAAAUAAAAAUAGGAGUUUGCCUGUAUUGUUCAUGUAGGUGUUAAUGAUUUUUUUCUUUCACUAGAUUUUUGCCUAAUUUAAAGCAUAUAUAACUCUUGAGAGUUUUCCAGAAAUCAGCUAUUUUUUACUUAAUCUGAAGUCUUUAUAAACAUGCAGAACCAUUUGUUUUCUGAGUUCCAGGUAGAAAUAAUUUGGGGUUCAGGGGCAGAGGGGUAAAAUUUGCUUUGUAGUCCAUCUCUAAGCAAUACACUCUAUAUGACAGUGUUUCAAAAUGACCUUGAUAAACUGGGGAAAUUGCCAAAACUAGUGAAGUAAAAUUUAAGAGAUAAAUAUGCACUGUUGCAAUUUACCAGUACAUGGCAGGGGAAAAGUAGUAUUAGAAGACAAAUAUUAUGGGGCUGAUAGUGUUCUGCAAAUUGAAUGAGCUAACAGCAUCUGAAAGACAUCAAAAGAGAAUUGCUUUGCUGUAAUUUGUAAUAGUACUUCCCUUGUAUCUCUCUAUGACUGUUUUGGGCCCUGCAUUUUAAAAUAAAUAGUUGGGGAAAGAUGUUCAUUACAGGACAAUAACAGUGGUCUUAAGACAUAUGAAAGGUGUGAGUUUAGGAGAACUUUAGGGUAAAUAAUUUGUUCAGAUCAUCAGGAGACGGGCAAAUACUUUUAAAAAUGAUAUGCAAGUAUGUAAAUGUUUGAGAGGAGUGAGCUGUUGAUGCUGUGUAAUUGCUUGUGCUGAUUGUGGGAUUUGUAGUUUGGAUUUGAGGCUGCUCCCGAACUCUGAGCACUAUCUGGGAGGUAGCAGACUCCCCUUUGCUCAAGAGCUGUUUUAGGAGGGAUUUGACAGUCACCUGCUACAGCUUUGUCUAGAUGUUUGUGAAGCCCUGUGUGGUGGUGGCUCAGCUGCUCCCUGAGAUCCUGUCCCACCUACCUCUCUGUGGUUUCACUGGAAAGAAUUCCUGUGGCUUUAACAAACCUAGCUUUUGUUGUUACAGUGUUCUGCUGGGUCUCGCUAAUGGCUUACAAAUGUUUACAGUGUGCAAGUGUUGUACAAGUAGGGAUAGCAAAAACAAAAUUAUGCUCCUUCAGCUUCCCAUUAUACACAGGAAGAUGAGCUUGAGUUGUAUGUGCUUUGUUGCUGAUAUUUGACCUUGCACUAGCUCCCUGUGGUUCUCCAUGCAGUUCACUCUGCUGGGUUCCCUUUAAUCUCAUUUCUAAAUCCCUUAGCUUUUUGGGCAAGAAGAGGGCAUGUGUUGCCUGGGUUGGCUCUCUGACAUGCAAAGGAGGUCAGAUAACUUGAUUUUUCCCUUGAUGAGGACACUUAGUUUGGGCACUCUGCUCUGCCUGCUAUCAGAUGUCACAAAAUGCAUGACCCUUAUAUCUCUCACACUUCAGCUCUUCUUUCAAACUUGUUUUGGUGAAUGAACUAAAAAGUUAUUACCAGGGGACUGAUGCUGCAUAAAUCCUAGGAACAACUAGAAAACCUUACAAAAAGCAAAGAUGUAGUAAUUAACCUUAAUAUUACAAAACCUUACUUUACCAAAGGUAAGUAUGAAGUAGUUAACAAAAUUAAUUUUAAUUGAAAUAGGUCUGAUGUUUCCCUGGAUCCAAGGCAGAGUAGAAUCUGAAGCCUUUCUUGAUUUCUUUUCUGCACUCUUCAGACAUACAAUCUCUCAUUUAAAAGAUAAAAUAGAUCAUGAAGUAUCUAAAUGAUGAAGUUAAGGUCAUGGGAAAUCGGUUGCUAAUUCAGGAAUAAACACUAGAUCAUCAGACUUCCUUAAUCUUGAAGUUCAUGUUUCAUUAUGAACUCAAAACGUCUUCUGUCUUUGUAGAGCUACAAUUUUCCCAGCAUAAUGUGAAAAAAGAUGGUCAGAAAAAAAUCCCCUUGUGAGGUGCCCCCCGCCUAAGGAAGCAAAGAUUUAGUUUCAGAUAAGCAUUGUUAAAGUGAGAGGCGUGGCUUUAAAGCCCGGCAAGAGUGCAUUCCAUUCCUCUCCCUCGGGAAUGGGCCCUAUGAGCCCAGGAAGAGCUGCCCCACCCCGGACCCCUGGUGGGGUGGCAGCCCAGGUGUUGUGUUUGGGUUUGAGCCCCUGGGGUUUCUCUCUUGCUCUGUCACUAUUAGUCCUCACCUUAAACUCCACCCUGGUUCUGUCCCACAAAACCCAUCACCCUGCCUCUGUUCUGGGCUCUCUGUCUCUGGAUCUAAACUGAGUUUAUUCCUGUGCUGAAUAAAUGGUUUCCUGAGCAGAAGCCUGUCUUGUUGGAGUCCCAUGUCGGUCACUGAUAACUGUAGCUUCCCUGGACAUGAUCCUGCAGCCCUGGAACGCAACAUCCCCUCAAGGCUGAGCUGGCAUUUUUCAAUACUAAGUACAUGGGGGUAUGUUCCGCAAGUCACUGGAAGAGCCACCUAUCAUUAUCUCCCACAGAGAAUAUGAGAAGAACUUCAACACCGUAUAAAAUGGAGUUACAAGUGAUAAUAAAUGUUUUUCAAA